Molecule: messenger RNA, 4568 nt
Organism: Epinephelus fuscoguttatus (brown-marbled grouper)
Lineage: Eukaryota; Metazoa; Chordata; Actinopteri; Perciformes; Serranidae
Gene: msl2b
Product: MSL complex subunit 2b
Exons: 3
Coding region: 1230-3044 (604 amino acids)
Cellular component (GO): MSL complex
Molecular function (GO): ubiquitin protein ligase activity
Source: RefSeq, a predicted model, not a curated record
GUUUAUGUGUGGAAAAGCGACAGGAGGUAUGAGGAAUACUCCGCGGCUAACGAUAGCAACGUGCAUAAAUAGGGAUUUAUUUCACUUUUGGUCUUCUCUGACACUCUGGAGGUCUACCAAAAGCUGCAAGAGGACAUAAUUUCGGCUAAAGCCCUCGGUUAUUCUGUUACACUCCAACCGAGGCGAGCAGCGAGAACGAGAGACCCCCGCUAAUCCCGAGAAGAGGGGAAGCGGCCUGCUUUUGUAGCCGGCUUCCCGGUGCAGCUCAGACGGCGAGCACUGUCACCAGAGCCCGGUGCUUCCGCUGGUUUAUUUUUCUUUACACCGACAAAAGCGCCGUUGGGUGGAAAUUAUUUUUGUUUUAAUAACCACAACGUCUCCAUCGCCAAUUUCCCUUCAUAUCGACGUGCUGCUGUCGGUAUUAGUCGCCCAGGAGGAGCGUUUGAAGCCGGGGCGGCCUGUUUUGUUUUCGAGCCGCCUUGAAUCUCCGCGAACAAUAACACAACCAUAACGAGCCUGCUGGGGCUGCACUGCCGAGCCAAAUAGGAGACACGGCAGCCUCGGUGUGAGAUAAUAAAUGCAUUGUGUGACACCAGCGCUGGACGGACGUGAAGACCCGGGACGAGCAUGCAUGUGGACUAUGGAAUUAUCGGAGGGAAACCACUGCAAACCGGAGCACUUUGUCACGAAAGCCCCUGUUUGAAUUUCGGAGCUGCUGCUGCUAGCUAACCAGCUGUAAAUAACGUUAAAAGGCCACUGACGGAGGAAAGAGCGCCACACGAUGCUUUGUCUAAUCAUAACUCACGGAUUGUAUGGAUUCACACAGAACCGACUUGGGUGAAUAUAUAUGCAUGCACGGCCUGCUUGUCAAUGCACUUGUAAUCUUCCCGAUCAAACGCAGCAGUGCAUUCAGAGCUGGGACAUCACAUUGAGGAUGGAUUGGAUGUGACUUGGGAUGAGUAACCUCGAUUGCUCCCUGCGCAGACUGCUAUAUAUGUGGGAUUUACCGACGGGGAACUGAAGCAGUUGUAUCCACCUAUGCUCUCCUCAAAGCCACCAGACUCCGUUGAAAAAAACAGUGAUUUUACCGGACAGAACCCAGGAGUUGCUGGUCUACCGCCGCCGCCAUCGUUUAGUUUGUAUGUGUUUUUGUGUGACUUUGGUGUUUUAACGUAUUAAUACAUCUUAACGGACCGCACCGGACGGGAGCCCCGGGACAGGCAGCUGAGAUGAACCCGGUGAAUGCGACCUCUCUCUACGUGUCCGCGAGCCGUUCGGUGCUGCAGUGCGACCCCCGAGACCCCCGGGCCCUUGCGGAGCUCUGCAAGCUGCUACCGUUUUUCCGUCAGUCCUUGUCCUGCUUGGUUUGCGGUAACUUGCUGCAGGACCCCAUCGCCCCCACCGACUCAUCAUGUCAGCAUUAUGUCUGUCGAGGCUGUAAGGGUCAGAGGAUGCAGCUGAAGCCAUCCUGUAGUUGGUGUAAGGACUAUUCCCGCUUUGAGGAAAACAGGCAGCUCUCCUUGCUUGUCCACUGUUACAGGAAGCUCUGCCUCUACAUUACCCAGUCGCCGCUCGCUCCACACAUAGCCAGCGCAGCAAGCGACUCACCAGACCUCCAGGCCAUCCUCAACGAGGGCCUCACUCUGGCUGAGAGCGAGCCAGAGGCGGAGGACAUUUCAGAUUCAGUCAGCCUGUCGCAGACGGCCUCCUCCUCCGAUGUGGUCCAGCCUGAUGAAGCUCCACUUACAAAGGAUCUCAAGGUGGAGGAACCGAGCCCUGUCAGCGUAAACGGGCUGCACGAUUGUAACGGCCUGGUCAGUUCGGACACACUGCAACCCAUCACCAUAGAAACAAGUGGAGGUGUUGCAAAGCAGGAGAGUUUCUCAGAGGAGAUCCCAGUGUGUGUGAGCGUCACAGGGACUGGGGAGGCGGAACUUUGUGACAUCAGCACCUUUGGGGAUGACCUGAAACAUGGCGGGGGGUCAUUGUUGUUGAGUGUUGAGGAAGUGCUCAGGACUCUGGAGACAGACACUGACCCUGACCCCAACCCCCAGCCAGACUGCCCCCCCUCUGUACCUCAGUCCAGCCUCAACGGGCCUCACUGCCCUGGCCCUGACUCCUCCCGCCUCAUCCCCUCCCUCCCACGAGGGAACAGCCCUCGCCCACUCCAACCUCACCCGCAGCCUUCACUGCAACCUCCCCCUCAGCCCUCCACUGUCAUCCCCUGUGUCCCCCCUCGGUACCACCGCAAACGCUCCCGCUCAGAAAGCGACAGUGAAAAGGUGCAGCCCCUUCCCAUCUCCAGCCUCUUGCGAGGUCCUCCCCUCGGUGCCAACAGCUCCCCCCAUCACCCUAACCCCGGUGCUACCACCAAACAGGAGCCCAAGUUCCCACAAGCCUCGCCCCACCCACACCUGGCCCCUGUGCCUAACGGUGGCCCCCCCAAGGUGGGCAAGACUGUGCUCGUCCCCAACAAGGCGUUGAAAAAGACAGUGGAGCACCAUGGGGGCCCCAAGAAGGCUUACACCAAGGCCAGGCAGGGGGCCCCCAAGCCCCGUGCACAACCCCGUGACAGAGUACCCCCACACCCCCAUGCUCACCCCCUGACACACCCACCCAGCCCCUCGAAGCCACUGUAUAAGAAGCCUGUGGAGAAGAAGGGCUGCAAGUGCGGCCGAGCCACACAGAACCCCUCUGUGUUGACCUGUAGGGGGCAGCGCUGCCCUUGCUACUCCAACCGCAAGGCGUGUUUGGACUGUAUCUGCCGUGGCUGCCAGAACUCCUACAUGGCCAAUGGAGAGAAGAAGCUGGAGGCCUUCGCUGUGCCAGAGAAAGCUCUGGAACAGACUCGUCUUACGCUGGGCAUCAACCUCACCAGUAUCACCGCAGCAGCCCUCCGUAGCCCGGCCACCAGCUCACCCGGCAACACCCUUCUCAACGUCACCACGGCUACAGGGGCACCUGUCACGGCCACCUUCCUAUCGGGGGCCGGGCACGACAACAGGGGCUUUGACGAUUCACUGGAGAUGCGGUUUGACUGCUGAGGUCUCGCCCCUCCUCCAGUCAGUCACAUUCCCCGCCCCGCCAGCUGGGCGUUAUCCAUCUGGGCGUGCCAGGGACCUGCAGUGGCGGAGCCAGAACAAGGCAGCUACAGUGACAGGCGAUAGGGAGGGUCACCAGCUGAAGCUGAGGAGCCGCCCUCUACCCAUCGCCCGAAACUGCACCAUGCUUGUGGUCUUGCAUACAGAUACAGUGUGAAGAAGAAAGAGGAGAUGUAGCGUUACUGUAUGUUCAGAGAUUUCCUUUCAGUGCGGAUAGUUUUUGUUUUCUUCUCUACUAUGGGAAAUGUGUAGAGCAUGUUGUGUAGCUAAGUUGGGAGUGUUGACCGCGGUCGCACGCCGUUGUGUGUGUGUGUGCGUGUGUGCGGGCGAGCAUGUGAGUGUGUAUGUUUGAGGGGAAGGGUUUGGCUUAGAGAUGAACUGUAUUAGCAGGAACAGAGACAUUAUCAUCAUCAUCAUCAUCAUCAUCAUCAUCAUCAUCAGAGACUGGUGUAAUUUAUAUAAAAGAAAACUUUUUGUACAUGGACGUUUCAGUUUCCAUUUAAGAAGACGUUUUAUGAUAUAUUUUAUAAGUUACAUUAAAAACCAAUGGAAGAUGGUGCAGGGGCAGAGCUGCAUUCAACCAGAAUAUUUUCACACAGGUAGAUUGUAUUUUGUCAAUUCUGCUCCACCACUAGAAAUAACAGAAAAAGUCUCUUGAAGAACACAACCUCAAAAUAAUGCUAAAAACAUUUACAAUAAUAACAUUUUUGAUAACUUUGACUGCAAGAAGCAGGAUGUGAAUUUAACGCCACCAGCCAAAUGUAAGUUUCAGUUUUGUCUGUUGAAUGUUUAUACUCUGUGAGCCACUGUCAGACACCCACACAUUAUUCUAAGAUGUUAUUGUAUACUAAAAACGUAUAUAAAACUGAUAGGAUGGUGAAUUUAGAGGUCAACCAACCAUUGUGGCUGGUGGAGGACAGAACUUCUGUCCCUGGUUUACUGUUGGAUUAUCAAGGAUGUAAGUUAACCUGUUUAAUCAUUUGUGUGUUCUUGUAUUCAGCACUUUUUCCACACACAUUUUAAAACCACCACAUUUCUGAUCUGUCCUUGCUUGUGUUAAAGACUCUGGUUGAUUGCAGGCCCCGCACGUUGUUAUUCACAAGUUUUUGGUUUCUGGAAGCUACACACUUGCUGCUAAAUACCACAAAGGACUCUAGAAGGAGAGCACACUUGUUUUCCUCGUCUUUUGUUUUGUUUUGUUUUGUUUUUUUAUUUUAAUAAGUUGCGUUAACAUUUGCAGUAUUUAUUGGACGUCUCCUAACAUAGGUUAAGUGUGGGGCGGCGGUUUCGCCCACUCUGCCUGUUGAGUCUGUCGAUCCGGUCGGGACUGUUCCUGUCUCAGUUAAGUUGCUGUCUCCUUCUUAGUGUUAGUCUCUAAAACAGUUUUUGUUCUCCCUCGGGGCAUUUAAAUACCUGUAAUAUAACUGUAACAUAUUUCCACAAAAAAGAAAGAAAAUCAAAAACUUA